Messenger RNA from Uncinocarpus reesii 1704, 1089 nucleotides. RefSeq lists its product as uncharacterized. Lineage: Eukaryota; Fungi; Ascomycota; Eurotiomycetes; Onygenales; Onygenaceae. Gene Ontology annotation, cellular component: mitochondrion. The transcript has 3 exons. Bases 1 to 1089 code for a protein of 362 amino acids. The record is from RefSeq and is a predicted model, not a curated record.
AUGGAGCAUGCUUCCGGAGUUGGUGCUGACACUCAGUGGUUCAACACUACCAAACACCAAAAGCAUGCGCUUGUGACUGGCAUUGUCGAUAUUGAAAAAAGGCUCUUUGCCCUGCCGUUCGGGGCCACUGGCAGCCUAUAUUUUAAAGGCGACUUGCCUGUACAGCUACGCAGAGAACUAUAUAUGCCUGGUUCUACAGACGAGGGCGGAGAUUCCAACAUCUACUGCAUCGGCCCCAUCUGCGAUUAUAUGUUUUGGUACGGGCAGCGUAGUAACCUUGCUCUGGACCGUGGACCGUGGGAGAAUCCAACGCAGUACCUUUCUGCGGUUGCCACGAAAGAAGUUAAAUGGAUUGAACAAUUCGGGAAACCCCUUGAAUGUGACUUUCCACAUAACACUGUUUUUCCCGGGGUAAACUCCCAUCAAGAUUACCUGGAACUUCUUCAAAAGUAUCUUGCAAUCGCACCCUGCCUUCUUCCAAAAGAUCCCUCUAAUCCUCUCAACAGGCCAGUACUACGCCAUCCUGAUCUAACACCGGGUAACGUUUUUAUUUGCCCGGAUACUCAUAAAGUUAAAUGCAUCAUUGAUUGGCAACACACUGUCAUAAAGCCGUUAGCUCUUGCAGCUGGAUACCCGAGGCUUUUUGAAAAUCCCGACCCAGAGCCUCCUCAGGGUUUGGAAGCCCCAAAGUACCCAGAGGGUUAUGAUAAUAUGGAUACCGAGACAAAAGCUCAAAUCAAGGAGCUCGUGCGACGUCAAACCCUGUUCUAUCUUUAUCGGGUUUUCAAUGGAGGGCUUAACAAACCACAUCUAGCGGCUUUGCAAGAUCCUCUGUUUUCGCUACGCCAAUAUCUUGUGGAAUUUGCUGGUCGCCAAUGGGGAGGGAAUCUCAUGACAUUACGAGGUGCCCUAAUUCGUACCUUUGAGUCUUGGGAUUGUCUUCCUGGAAGGGAAAAUACCCAAAAAUGUCCCAUUGAAUUUUCAGAGCAAGAGAUUCAAAAACAAAACGAUGACGAACCUAUGUGGUGUAACUUGAACGCGCUCGUCCAACAAUGGCGCGAUGAGCUUGGUUCGAGCCGAAGCGUAUGA